Molecule: messenger RNA, 654 nt
Organism: Histoplasma mississippiense
Lineage: Eukaryota; Fungi; Ascomycota; Eurotiomycetes; Onygenales; Ajellomycetaceae
Exons: 5
Coding region: 1-654 (217 amino acids)
Source: RefSeq, a predicted model, not a curated record
AUGGCAAGGCAUGGCAUGUCACAUACUUAUGCUUUUGUCUGCUUUUGUCUGAAAUCCUGUGAACCAAGCAUCUGGCAUCCCUCCCAAAACCAAACACUUCGCACAGACGUGCAACGAAUCAACGAACAUCGCCGACACUACGGAGCACUGGCCGCGACUUGGCCAAGAAAUGAGCAAUGCACUGUACAAUUGACGGGAUACCCUAGUACGGCCAAUGGAAGCCAGCAGACUCGUCGGCUACUGGCUUGGCUGUUUCCCCUGACGGUUAGCGCUGGCUGUGCAGCCUGGGGGCUUGGUGAUAGGACUGAAAACCCAAAAACACCCAAAGUGGUGAGCCUACCUCACCAGGAGUCAAGCAUAGUCCUGGGCGGAAUUCCUUUGGUCGAGGCGUGGCGCCCAGCAAUUUGGCAGCAGUUCAAAUCUGCAGGACGCAAUGCACCAGAGCUCGCCCCAAUCCACGCUCGACCGUCCCAGCGCCCAAAAGCUGUUUGCAGCAUCGAACGGCCCACGAACUACGGCUCCCCUACCACUGCCUUGGGCGUUGGAGGACGAUUCCCCCAAUCAAUACCUUCGGCCUCUGAUCCUGGCCUUCACACAACAUGUUGUUAUUCACACAACAUCAAGCCGAAGCGCGAUCCUUCCUUGGCUCUCUGA